Engraulis encrasicolus (European anchovy) is the source of this 5877-nucleotide messenger RNA. RefSeq names its product zinc finger and BTB domain containing 18 (gene zbtb18). The record is from RefSeq and is a predicted model, not a curated record. Gene Ontology annotation, biological process: regulation of transcription by RNA polymerase II. Gene Ontology annotation, cellular component: nucleus. Lineage: Eukaryota; Metazoa; Chordata; Actinopteri; Clupeiformes; Engraulidae. Gene Ontology annotation, molecular function: DNA-binding transcription factor activity, RNA polymerase II-specific; protein binding. The transcript is spliced from 3 exons. Bases 431 to 2305 code for a protein of 624 amino acids.
UUGCGCUUGUCUCCCUCUUUCUCUCUUGCUCCGUGCUCUGCGCCAGUCUGUUCGAGGAACCAGUUCGCUUGGCCUUUUUUCUGCCUUCUCACUGUUGCCUGGUGUCAACCUACGCCGCGAAGAGACAUCCCUCCCUUUUCCUCCCUCAGAGGUUGUUUCCAAUUUGCCUUCGCCUUUCUUAUCGUCACUACCAUUGGCUUUUGCGCUGCCAGUCAGACGCUUCCUUUUAGCAGGAGAGUUGAGUAGCAACAGCUCGGAAACAUCUGGCUGCCGCAGCUCCUCGCUCUCCGCUCGCUUGCCCCGUCUUUCCUGCCACUGCAGGUUGUUAUGGAAAGCUGUUGAAAGUCAAUCUAGUUAUUUUUCAACCCGAGGAGGAUCCGGAGGAGGAAACAGGAACAUAUCGGAUCUCCCUGUCUGUUAUGAGGACAGCAUGGAGUUCCCGGAGCACAGUAAGCAUCUCCUGCAGUGUCUGAGGGAGCAGCGCCACCAGGGCUUCCUCUGCGACAGCACGGUGCGGGUGGGCGAGUCCCAGUUCCGGGCGCACCGGGCCGUGCUGGCCAGCUGCAGCAUGUACUUCCACCUCUUCUACAAGGACCAGCUGGACAAGCAUGACGCCGUGGUGCACCUCAACAGCGACAUCGUCACGGCGCCCGCCUUCGCCCUGCUGCUGGAGUUCAUGUACGAGGGCCGGCUGCACUUCAAGACGCUGCCCGUCGAGGACGUGCUGGCCGCCGCCAGCUACCUGCACAUGUACGACAUCGUCAAGGUGUGCAAGAAGCGGCUGAAGCAGAAGAAGUCCACGGCGGAGGCGGACAGCACUAAGAAGGAGGAGGACGACGCGGCGUCCAGCUGCUCCGACAAGGCCGAGAGCUUCUCGGACGACGGAGGGGCGGGCAGCAUGGGGCGGCCGGCCACCGCCGACCACCUGUUGGCCUGCAGCGACGACGACGACGCCCUGGACAGCGGCAUCGGCGGCGGGAACCCCGUCAAGCAGCGGCGGCUCAACGGGCUCCAGGAGCCGGGCAGCAUGUGGAUGCGGCUGACCGCCAGCACCACCGGGUCGGACCGGGCCUCGGACCGCGUGGGGACCCCCACGGCCGCCAGCAGCCCCGGGGAAGGCGAGGGCGUGGGGAUGCCCGCAGGGCCCGACAGCAGGAAGUCUCCGGCGGGAAGCCCCAGCAGCUCCACGGGCUCCCUGUCCCUGCGGAGGUCCCACCACCACCACCAGCACCACGCCACCCCCCACAGGAGGAGGGUGUCCUCGGACGCCGACUGCGUGCUGGACCUGUCGGUGAAGUCGGGCUCGGGACUGUCGCUGGGCGGAGGGCCCGGGGAGGCCGUGCCCACCUUGCCCUUCCUGUGCGGCACGGGGGCGGGCACGCCCGACAGCCUGGUCCAGGGCGGGCUGGUGCAGGUGAAACUGGAGAAGGACACGGGCUCGGACGACGAGGACAUGACCACGGGCGACUACGACGGCGGCAUGGUGGUGGGCAAGGGGAGGGGCACGUCGUCGUCGCCCCCCUCCGGCCUCCACCUGCUCUCGGGCGCCAACGGCAACCCCAAUCACGGCUCGGUGGGCGGGGUGCUGUCGGUGGCCCAGCGGCGCUUCGGCCUGGAGGCCCACCUGUCGGCCCUGCGCGAGGCCGCGCUGCCCGGGGACCUGGACCGCGACGAGAAGCCCGGCGCCGGGGACGCGGACGACGACAUGCUGGGCAGCGGGGGCGACGCGGCGGCGGUGGCGGCGGCGGAACGUGCCCAGGCGGCCGACGCCCUGCUCCCGUACGUCUCCAACAUGCUGGGCAGCGGCGUGGGCGGCCCGCACGGCCCCCAGAUCUUCAUGUGUCCGCUCUGCAACAAGGUCUUCCCCAGCCCGCACAUCCUGCAGAUCCACCUCAGCACGCACUUCCGCGAGCAGGAGGCCGGCGUGCGCGCCAAGCCGGCCGGCGACGUCAACGUGCCCACCUGCUCCAUCUGCGGCAAGACCUUCUCCUGCAUGUACACGCUGAAGCGGCACGAGCGCACGCACUCGGGCGAGAAGCCCUUCACCUGCACCACGUGCGGCAAGAGCUUCCAGUACUCGCACAACCUGAGCCGGCACGCCGUGGUGCACACGCGCGAGAAGCCGCACGCCUGCAAGUGGUGCGAGCGGCGCUUCACGCAGUCCGGAGACCUGUACCGCCACAUCCGCAAGUUCCACUGCGAACUGGUCAACUCGCUGUCGGUCAAGAGCGAGGCGGCUGCACUCAGCCUGCCCAAUGUCAGGGACUGGGCCAUGGAGGAUAGCUCGCAGGAGCUCUGGAAGUGAACAUUAAAAAAAUAUAUACAUACACUUAAAUACAUACACUUACACAUACAUACAGAGAAAGGCUUGCAUAAACACACACACACACACACACACACACACACACAGAUGGAGGCGUGUGUGUUUAAAAAACAGAAACUGAACUGAACUGCUUUCUAAAUUAUGAAGCUAAAAAUCGUUUGAAAAUGGCAUUUUUUUGUUGUGAAGAAGUAAGGUAAGGGGCGUAGAAGUUUAGGGGGGUGGGGGGGUUGGCUGGGUGGUAUCUGAAUCAGUCAUGUUUCUUUUUGUGUUUAUUGCAAAACUCUUGUUGAAUUGCACUUUAAUAACACAUGAAAUGUUACUACUGAUUAUUAUUAUUACUAUUUAGUUUUUAUUUUGUCUUUGCUAUUUUUUUUCUCGUUUUGUACAAAAAAACACAGCCAGUUUCCUGGUAUAUGUUGAUAACACACUCCUUUCUGUUUGUAACUCUCCGACGUGUGUAAAUACACAGAAAGCUAAAAUGUUCAAUUAAUUCUGUACACUCUGGAAGGAGGUCAGCAGCCGUAGUGACGCAUUUUUUUUCAUCACGAAGAUUUUUCAGGUGACACACUGGAUACACACGGCGACCAUCUCAGUUUUCACUCACACACUAAACGGGUAUCAUGCUGACGAGGAAUAUACCUGGACGCGGACACACACACACACACACACACACACACACACACACACACACACACACACACACACACACACACACACACACACACACACACACACACACACACACAGACACACGUUUGCUCAGCAACAGAAGGGUGGGCUGAACCUUUAGUGCACUACCAAAUUUACACUUGCAAAAUCUGUGAUCGGGUCGUGGAUGAUACUGUGUGUGUGUGUGUGUGUGUGUGUGUGUGUGUGUGUGUGUGUGUGUGUUUUGGCGUGUGUGUGUGUGUGUGUGUGCGUGUGUUGAAGAAAUUAAAACACUGGGAACUAGCGGCUUACAGUAUGUAUGUUCCUUCUGCUCUUGUGCAUUUGUUUAGUGGUGGGGAGGGAUGGGUUCUGGGAGUGGGGGGGUAUUUACUUGACUGAUGGCGGACAUAGUGGCAUUCAUGCAAUGUACAGUUUCCUUUUUUUCAUAUCAACGAAAAGCAUUUUUCUAAGCAAACAGAGGACUAUCUUUUCACAAAUAACAAAUUCUGUGUAAUGUCCACAACACCUUUCUUUCUCUCUUCCUUUCUUUCUUUCUUCCUUCCUUUUGCUGAAAUCCCGCUGAAAGCCUCCUUGUUGAGCAGACACCAAUUUUUAGGGGGAAUGAGUACACAACGCACACACGCACACAUACACGCACACACAUACAGAACACUGUUGUGUUUUUCAGAAAUUCUUUCGGGAAACCAGGAUCUGUUGUUGCAUGAAGUCUGGCCUGUAUAUUUAAGGAAAAAACACAAAAAAAACAGACAAAAAAAUAAAAUGUGAAUUGCUGUAUUUGCUAUACACUGUAAGUGAGCAGGGCUUGUCUGCUCACUGGCGCCAUUCGUUUUGAUUUGUUCAAAUCAUAUUAUUAACGCUGUGGAGAAAAAAAUGCAUGAAUUUUAAUUUAUCAUGUUUUUUGUUUGUUUGUUUGUUUGUUUUUAUUUUGGAUUUAACAAGUGUAAUUUAAUCUGAUUUAUUAUUAUUUUUGUCUUCUAAGUAGUUUUAUUUUGAAAUAAUAUUUUUUCGAUUUUUAUCCAUUUUUAGUUUCUCUAACCCCCGUAGUGAGAACUCUAUGGGUGUGGGGAUGCUCUGCUGGGCUGUGGUCUAAAUGCACUGAACUUAGGUCUCUGUGUGUGUAAUGUGUAUGUGUGUUUGACAGAGAGAGAGAGAGAGAGAAAGAGAGACAGAGAUGACUGGAAUGAAAGGAGGGAAGAGAAGGUAAACGAGUGAACGAUUCUCAUCAGCCGUAGUCAUCAGCAGAGGCAAAGCCAGUCCCUGUGUGUGUGUCUGCGUGUGUGUGUGUGUGUGUGCGCACACGCGUCUUGUGAGCGUGACAUCUUUCAAUAAUGAUUUUCAUUGGCAUAUGUUCAGUCUGUUUGAGACGGUGGGAACAGACGAGCCUCCUAUACAGUGAGGGCAUCUCCUCAAAGCGUCCGGCCAAUCCCAACAGACUAGUGCUGUGGCAUCUAGUGAAGAUGCGUCUGUGCGUGUCAAUGCGUGUGCACAUGUGCGUGCGUGUGUGUGUUCAUGCGUGUGUGUGUGUGCGUGUGUGUGCACGCAGUCACACGUGUGUGUGUGUGCGUGUGUGUGUGUGUGUGUGCGUGUGUGUGUGUGUGUGUGUGCGUGUGUGUGUGUGUGUGUGCGUGUGCGCAUGUGCAUCGGCAUCUGUGCAUCUGUGCGUGCAUGCAUACCUAUGUGUAUGUGUGCUGAUCCAACAUGUAGUCCUGGUAGGAUGAAUUUAUUUGGCAUACAAUACCAGUAUCCUGUCUCGCGUCUUAAGACUUUGAGAGAUAACCUUGAAUCCCUCGCUCGUGAGGGAGUAAAGAGUAGCACUCUGGCCUUCCCUGCGUCUUGCCAGGAGAGGUCAAGUCUGCACUGCUCAUCCACACUUAAGUAGGAGCUACUGCAGAAAGAGAUAAGUACUAUUCACUAAAUUAUAAUGACUGACUUUCAGUUUCAUUUAUUUUUUAUUUUUUACUUAAACCCUUGAGGUAACAAUUUAAUGUACCUGAUACCUGAUAUAUAUUUUUGAAAAAGCAAACUAGUUAAGUUCAAAAAUAAUUUGUGUGUGUGUGUGUGUGGCAUGCAAGGCUCCGGGACUGGCUGUCUGCUCUGACCAUGAAUUUCACACCCAGUGUGACCACCUCAGCUGGUGAGGAGUGUGUGUGUGUGUGUGUGUGUGUGUGUGUGUGUGUGUGUGUGUGUGUGUGUGUGUGUGUGUGUGUGUGUGUGUGUGUGUGUGUGUGUGUGUGUGUGUGUGUGUGUAGGUAUGUGUAGGUAUGUGUAGGUAUGUGUGUGUGUGCUGACGUUCGUGUUUUGCACAGUUGUACCUUUUCCCCCUUGUUGCACUCACAUGAAAAAAAGAAUUAUGGGAAGAAAACGCAUCUCAUUUUUGUGGGUCAUUCUCUUGUUUUUUUUUUGUUCUUCUUUUUGUUUUUCUCUUCUUGUAUUUUCUCUGGCUUCUACUGUUGUACUCGACCGCCUUAAUGCUACUGUAACCAGACCCCCGCCCCCUCUGUUCAUCUCUCAGUUUUGCUGUUUGUUAUAAGGUUGUAACUGGAAAUUAUGAGACAAAAGUCACUUUUUUAUUUGAAAAAAAAAAAACAUAUUUAUAAUUUUAUUUCACCUUUUCUUAUGUGGAAGAGAGUCAAAGCUGUGAAAUGGCGUGCUUACGAGAAAAAAAGAACCCAGAAAUCUCCAUUAUAUUUCAAUACCUUUUUAGGUUACUUGAAAAACUAGGAAAAAAUGUUAUCUGCUGUCGGGAGAACAGAGAGAGAGAAAAAACAAGCAAACAGAACUGAUGAACUGCUUAAAAAAACGGAAGUUGACGAAAGUGCAUGUGUCAAGAAUGUGUGCACUUCAGAAAAGUGUAGGACGAAGGGGAGGAGGAGGGAACAUGUACU